Messenger RNA from Cornus florida, 977 nucleotides. RefSeq names its product WAT1-related protein At1g68170-like. Gene Ontology annotation, molecular function: transmembrane transporter activity. The record is from RefSeq and is a predicted model, not a curated record. The coding region runs from base 471 to 926 and encodes 151 amino acids. Gene Ontology annotation, cellular component: plasma membrane. The transcript has 6 exons. NCBI's taxonomy places the organism in Eukaryota, Viridiplantae, Streptophyta, Magnoliopsida, Cornales, Cornaceae.
AAAUAACAUUGUACUACCGCGGGACGUUUGGUCAAAUUAGAGAAAUAACGUUAUCUCAUUUCGACAUAAAACCUCGCAAAAAUAUACAUGAGCUUAGCUCUCAGUUCUAUUGACUGUGAUUCACGCGCCGCUCACUCUACGCCUCAUCAGUGUAUUUCAGACACUCAGACCCUAACCCUAAAAUCUCCAUCUCCAUGCCACACUCACACUAAACGGUCGAAGGAAGAUCAUCUCCGUCUCUAAGUCUCUGUCUCAAAUCCUACGACGGAAGAAGAUACGAAGAAGAUAUCCUUCGAACGGCCGGAUUUUUAUUUGCAGUCUUGUUUGAUCCUCAAGUUGCUCCUUUAGUUUUGUUUGGCCUACAACAGAAAAGGGUCAUCAAGCAAUAUGCCUCCUCGGUCCUCAGGUUUACUUGUUGGGAAGAGAAAAAGCUCAAUGGGAUGAGUAGUGUCGGAAAAAGAUAGGCUAAGAUGUUGCAGAGGUAUUCUUGUCAUUACUCCACCGCCGCUUUGAUCUCUGUGAUGGGGGCAAUCCAAGCCGUUGGUUUUGCCCUUUGCAUGGAGAGAGAUUGGAGUCGAUGGAAGUUGGGUUGGAACAUUAGACUAGCCACAACAUUUUACUCGGGAAUUGUAGCUUCAGGACUAACGAUUACUCUCACUGCAUGGUGUGUACGCAUGAGGGGCCCACUUUUUGCAUCAAUUUUUAGUCUUUUGGUUCUUGUGCUUGUAGCAAUAGCAUGUUCUUUGCUUUUGGAUGAGAAGCUACACUUGGGAAGCAUACUAGGAGCCGUACUGAUAUUUUGCGGAUUGUACGCGAUGUUAUGGGGAAAAGGCAAAGAGAUGAAGAAGAAUGUUCUCAUGUCAUCCGAUCACCGAUCAUUAGAAGAAAGCAACAACAAAAUAUAUUACGCAUGUAUAAUUUUUUGAUAUGUGUAAUUACUCCAUUUUUUUUUUAUAAGUAAAAAUAUAUUAGAAAAA